GUUUUUUCUCAGGUCACUCCCUCCCCGUUGCUGUCAGUGCUUUCAUACGCGUUCAAACAACUUGCUGGCACAGUACCAUUUUUCUUGUGUUAGAGUUGUUUUUUUAUGUUUUGGGAUAUUUUACGAGUUUUGUAAUGUGUUAAAGUUUCUUCUGUUGCGGUUGUCUCGUAUGAAAAGUGUAGCACUUAUUGCUUUUCAGCUCAAAAGCAGCGGGGAAAAUGUCCAGCUGAGGAGCGGAAAUCCUGAGAGCUCUGGGCCUGUUUUGGUAAUGAUUGGUCAACUGUUUCGACAAUGGCAGUAAAGGCAAAAGUUUUAUACGACUUCACUGCAGAACCUGGCAACAAUGAGUUGACGGUUAAAGAAAAUGAGACAAUCACAAUCACCAAUCAGAGUAUUGGAGGCGGUUGGGUGGAAGCACAAAACUCCAGAGGGGAAGUAGGAUUAGUACCAGAAGACUACAUUGAGGUGUCCGCAUCCUUACCAUCCUUCCCCGCUGCAGCUCCUCCUGCUCCCAGUCAAGGAAAUGUGGCUGCUCCAGACCUGUCUUUCUUUGACGCUUUUGCCCCUGCCUCUGCCCCACCUCCUGUUCAGGCGAGUAAUGGUAAUGAUCCCUGGUCAUCGUGGAAUGCUGAUCCUUCGGGAGGCUCUUCCAACAAUUGGGCAUCCAACCCAGAGGGCACUCAGACUGGGAAGAGUGCAGCAGCAGACCCCUGGGGCUCUGUGUCCCAUGGCCAUCCUCAGGCUUAUCAAGGACCAGGAGCUGAAGACGAUGAGUGGGAUGAUGAGUGGGACGACAGAUCUGGAGGUUAUGCAGACUCUGAAGCUGGAGAGGGUGGAGCCAUGCAAAGAGCUCAUACAAUGAAAAUAUCCCUCAACAAGUUUCCCUUCUCAAAGUCUGGUCCAGAGCUAUUCCUCCUUUGCAAACAACUUACUAAAGGCAAAGAGAGGCUCCCAAUUUAUAUGGGAGAAGUUGGCGCAGUUUGGUCUUACCCAGAAACACAGUUAGACUGUGUUGUAGCUGACCCUAAAAAAGGCUCAAAGAUGUACGGCCUCAAGAGUUACAUUGAAUAUCAAAUUACACCCAAUACCACAAAUAGACCUGUCAAUCACAGAUACAAGCACUUUGAUUGGCUGUAUGAGAGACUCCUGGACAAAUUUGGGUCAGCCAUUCCCAUCCCAUCUUUACCAGACAAGCAAGUGACAGGACGAUUUGAAGAGGAGUUUAUUAAAAUGCGUAUGGAGCGGUUGCAGGGCUGGAUGACUAGAAUGUGUCGGCACCCGGUUGUUUCAAAUAGUGAAGUGUUUCAACUUUUUCUCACCUACAAAGACGAGAAGGAUUGGAAAAUGGGCAAGAGAAAAGCAGAGAAAGAUGAGACUGUUGGAGUAAUGAUUUUCUCCACAAUAGAGCCUGAAGCCCCAGAUCUGGACCCACUGGAAGUGGAGCAGAAGUGUGAGCAGUUCAGCAGGUUUACCAAAGCCAUGGAUGACGGUGUGAAGGAGAUCCUCACUGUGGGCCAUGAGCACUGGAAGAGAUGCACAGGCCCAUUACCCAAGGAGUAUCAGAGGAUCGGCAAGGCUUUCCAAAACUUGUCCUCUGUUUUUACGAGCAGCGGUUAUCAGGGUGAAGCCACCCUCACAGAUGCCAUGACUGAGGCAGGAAAGACCUAUGAGGAGAUUGCUCAGUUGGUUGCAGAACAGCCUAAAAAAGACCUCCACUUUGUCAUGGAAACCAACAAUGAAUACAAGGGGCUGCUGGGCUGCUUUCCUGACACCAUUGGAGUCCAUAAGGCUGCAAUAGAUAAAUUAAAAGAAGGUGACAAACUGGUUGCAGCUGGUAAAAUCACAGCUCAGGAUAAAGUGACCAUGGCCAAACGUGUCAGCACUAUGUCUUAUGCAUUACAAGCUGAAAUGAACCACUUCCAUAAUAACCGAAUCUAUGACUACAACCGAGUCAUGCAGCAGUACCUCGAGGAGCAAAUCAAGUUUUACGAGACGAUCGCAGCAAAACUGAGACAUGCACACAGUCAGUUCACCACUAUGUGAGAACCGAGACUGUCACACUACAAGAACCCCUCCAAUAUUCCUGUUUGUACUGCUUUCUUUUGGCCACAUUUUAUUUAAGUUUUAAUUUCCUUCACCUGUGCCUUAGAAAAUAUAACUGUAACAACAGAAUUUUCAGCAGGGCUCCAGCAGCAGAAGAGUCCAAAGUCAGUGUAAAAUACUUUUUCAUUUCAAAAUAAUUAGGCAAACAGUACUGUGCAAAGGUCUGAGGCAAGUUUUUUUUUAAGAAAAGCUAUAAGCAGAGGUGGGAGGUGUAUUUUGGAAAGUAUAUAAUCUAUAAUUAAAACUAUUGAAAAUGACCUCAAAAAGAGACAGAAACUUCUAGUGUAGUCUCCCCUUUGUGGUUAUUUUAAUAAUCUUUUCAUUUAAUAACAAAAUGUAGAUUUUCAUUUUUGUCAAUAUUGCCCACGCCUAACUAUCCAUGGGUUUUAGAAUGAUUAAAAACUAGAAUAGCUGCCAUAGCGAUUAACAAUUUAUACCAUUCAAAAGAUGUAUUUUGUUUUAAUGUUCUCAAAAAACAGAAAGCCAUGAAUAAGUAUGUGUGUGUGUUCUACAUGUGUUAAUUGUAUUGGUCACACCUUUGCACAUUACUGUAUAUUAAAGUCAAAUUGAAUAUUGUAGUUUUUUGUAGUAUAAUAUUGUUGCCUUUUGCUGAUACUGCCUUGUCUUGUUCAGCCUUUGCACUUCCUUCAAACAGGAAACUCCCAUCUCCUUCCUCCAGUGCCUCCUCACGUGCCUUAUAUUAUUGUACAAAACAAAAGUGCUUGGAUUGUCUGCCCUGACGAGCAUACUAUAUUUCUGCAGUUUACAUUUUACACAGUUAUUUUUUAAUUUUGAACACAAUAAAAGUGAAAAUGAAAAACGCCCCAAUGAAGAGAGACUUUAGAUUUUGGUGAAGAAUGUUUGUCCCUAGAAAUAGUUGUUUUAUAUGAAGGCGUAUUAAGCACUAAUAAAUGUAACAAUCUGUACUAUAAGAGCUCUGGUCAUGGCCUGGAGAAUAUGUGAUGUAUGCAAUUUUACUUCUGCUUUUCACCAGCUUGCAAUCAGCCUAAUCUUAUACACUUUUUACUUUCUUAUGACAUCCUAUAUAAGACAUUCUGUGUAAGUAAUAAGACAAAUAGAAAUGUAACUAUAUACUUUGAGCCCGUCCGGUGCACCAUCAAUAUUUUAUGUAUAGAGCUAUGCCAUUUGUAACUAAAUUCUGUUUGAUUUAUUAAACAAUGAUUUGUACUCGUUCUGCUCUGA
This is a messenger RNA of Boleophthalmus pectinirostris (great blue-spotted mudskipper), 3306 nucleotides long. It is a transcript of the gene snx9b, whose product is annotated as sorting nexin 9b. Gene Ontology annotation, cellular component: cytoplasmic vesicle; plasma membrane. Gene Ontology annotation, molecular function: phosphatidylinositol binding; protein binding. Gene Ontology annotation, biological process: endocytosis; mitotic cell cycle; mitotic cytokinesis. Bases 292 to 2043 code for a protein of 583 amino acids. The transcript has 18 exons. The record is from RefSeq and is a predicted model, not a curated record. NCBI's taxonomy places the organism in Eukaryota, Metazoa, Chordata, Actinopteri, Gobiiformes, Gobiidae.